CACCCCCCUCCUUGGCUGCCUUGCUGGCCAGUGGCGUCCCUCCACGUGGAGUCAGCUGAGCCCCCCGCGUGAACAUCCUGAGCUCGCGAGCGCGGGCGCUCCCCCUGCGCCGGAGAGCACCCGAUCGCUUUCGUCUUCCUUCCUUCUCUCCCCGCGCGCUGCCUAUACCUUACAAAGCAGCUCCUCCGACUUCCAUUUCUGUUGCUCUCUUUCCCCCUCUCUCUCUCUUCCCCGCGCUGAACCAGCAAGUUCGAGGCACAUGGAAAAGGACGCCUCGCCUCAGUCGGAUCCAACCGUCACCACCACCUCCUCGACUUCGCCGGAGCAGCAGCAGCAGCAGCCGCCGCCGCCGCCGCAUGCGCCCAACUCGCCUCCUCCCGCUCAAUCCUCGAGCUCUCCGCUGAACCAACAGUUCGCGGCCAAUUUCAGCGCGCUGUACCACUCCAUUUUCCCGCCAAAAUCGCCUCGCUCGAGCUCCGCGCUCAUUUCGCCGUCUCUGUGCUCAUCCGCCUCCUCCGACAACAACCAGAACGCAACCGCCAGGAGCACCGUCGCCAUAGAGCACCGCCUCAACCAAGCUCGCCUCGUUCUGGAGUACCAGCAGCUGCGCGAUCACUACGAUCUCUGCCGCGCUCACCUCAACGACCUCACGGAAGAGAUCGACUCGCUGCGCCGCGAGAAUGCGCGGCUUCGCUUGUCAAACUCCGAGCUCGUAAAGCUCCUUAACCUGCCCUCGCAGGGCACUCUGGAAAGCUGCUUCCGCCGUCUCGGUCUCUCUGAUGCUAAUGCUACGGGAUCAGAUUUCUCCGGCGAAGACGUUUGCAGCUACAGUCCGACGAGUGUCAUGGAUCAGAGCGGAUAUGAGCCGAGUAAUCCUGAGAGAGUUUGGCUACCGAAGAGUAUAUCGGUUCGGUCCAGCGGCUACCUUAAACUGAACCAGCCUGCUGCUAGCAACAGCCGCUCGAGUCGACCGGUGAGUCAACUCCGCAUGCCAAGAACACAGGAGCCUCCAAAGGUGCAACAGCGCGUGUAUGUGCCAGGUGGGAAGAAAGAGCAGGAGGCAUUGGAGUUCGAAGUGUUCAGCCAGGGGAUGUUCAAGACGGAGCUGUGCAACAAGUGGCAGGAGACUGGCGCGUGCCCGUACGGCGACCACUGCCAGUUCGCGCAUGGCAUUUCCGAGCUGCGUCCGGUGAUCAGGCACCCACGUUACAAGACUGAGGUCUGCAGGAUGGUCCUAGCCGGCGACAUGUGUCCCUACGGCCACAGGUGCCACUUCCGUCACUCCCUCACUGAGCAGGAGAUGAUGCUGGCUUCACGUUGAUCCCAGAUGUCAUUUGCAUUCAUUAAUUUCUCCAUUGAUUUGGUUAUGUACAUAAAAACUCCCCGAAAGAAAUUGAUCAAACCCACAAAUAACAACUCGAGAGGAUAAUAAAAGAUGGUAAAAAGAGGUAAAUCAAACUAAAUUCGGUUGAUAUAUCCAGGUGGAUAUAUAUAGAUGAGAUUUAGCCUGAAGAGAUUAAGACAAAACUUUUCAAUUGGAUUUUACUAUGCAUCACAUAUAGCUAUCAUGGUAAGACGUAUUUGGUUGUUUGCUGUUACUGUGAUUUUGCAUGUUGUUGACCUAUGGUUGGUUGGUUGGUUGAGGUACAGGGACCAACUUAACCAACCAUUUACCCACCCAAAGUCUGGGGGUUUUGUAAUGAUGACGACAAUUUGUUACACACGGAGUACGUUACUUUCAGUUCAA
Messenger RNA from Syzygium oleosum, 1747 nucleotides. Its product is annotated as zinc finger CCCH domain-containing protein 14. The record is from RefSeq and is a predicted model, not a curated record. Lineage: Eukaryota; Viridiplantae; Streptophyta; Magnoliopsida; Myrtales; Myrtaceae. Bases 260 to 1321 code for a protein of 353 amino acids. The transcript has 3 exons. Gene Ontology annotation, molecular function: mRNA binding; metal ion binding.